Lathyrus oleraceus (garden pea) is the source of this 801-nucleotide messenger RNA. RefSeq lists its product as uncharacterized. The record is from RefSeq and is a predicted model, not a curated record. Lineage: Eukaryota; Viridiplantae; Streptophyta; Magnoliopsida; Fabales; Fabaceae. Bases 1 to 801 code for a protein of 266 amino acids. The transcript is spliced from 2 exons.
AUGUACCCCUCUCCUGAGGUUGAACAACAUAGUAAGAAGAAUGAUGAUUCCUCCAGUUCUGAGAAGGACAUGGCUGCUGAAGGUUUAUGCUCUCUAAGGCAAACUGUGUCUGGUAAAGGAAAGUCUAUGGCAUCUAAAACUACCAAUGCUUCCCACACUGAGAAGCAUGGUGAUGCAAACGAUGUGAUUAACCUAGAGGAUGAUAGGUCUGAUGAUCAAGAGGAUAACUUAAUUCAUCACUUAAAGCCAGGUGUGGCUAAACGUAUGAAGACUCGAAAAGGAAGAUCUGUGGUUGAACUUAUGUCAGCUAGAAAAACUAAGAAGACUGCUGGUAUUGGUCCCUCCAAAUCUUGGAGCAAGGUUGAAGUGAAGAAGAGGAAGUCUCCUGUGAAAGUUGUUGUUGUGCAUUUGGACAAUAUCUCUUUCCAUCUUGAGGAUCGAGCUUCCAAAUGGAAAUUUGUGAUUCAAAGAAGGGUAGCUGUGGAAAGGGAGUUAGGAAAGGAUGUUGCUGAAGUCAAGGAGGUCAUGGACCUGAUAAAGGCUGAUGGGUUGUUGAAGACUAUGGCUAGGUUCUCUCAGUGUUAUGAGGGUUUAGUUAAGGAAUUCAUUGUCAACAUUCUUAAGGAUAUUGCUGAUAAGAACAACAAGGAAUUUUGCGAAGUGUUUGUGAGAGGUAAGUGUAUCACAUUCUUUCCCACUGUUAUUAACAAUUUUCUGGGAAGAAAAGUUAAGGGUGCAGGUGAAUUGGAAGCUACAGACAAUGAGGUCUGUAGAGAAAUUACAGCUAGGCAGGUGAAAUGA